Molecule: messenger RNA, 447 nt
Organism: Haemonchus placei
Lineage: Eukaryota; Metazoa; Nematoda; Chromadorea; Rhabditida; Trichostrongylidae
Source: the annotation of a GenBank genome assembly
AUUCCGGCUCUCUCGUUCAUAUUUGAAUCGAACUGUUCCUCUAGAUCCACCGCAUUCGAAGAAUCGCUAUGGGUGGGUUUUGAACGGAAUCUGUGGGACCGGCGUCAUACACCUCAGAUUGACUAUAUGGCUGUUUACAUGGUUAAAGGAGAUCGGACAGCGCAGUACAUUCAUAAACAGGCGCUGUUGAUAUCAGAUGUACGGCUGCUGUCUAUGGAAUCAUCUGGAAUCUUGAAAUCUUUUGCGAGCUUGUUCGGGGUUUGGUACGAGUUCCUCGGUUGCUUCUCAAAUCCACCUGUUUAUUCAGCUGGUUGCGGUGAAACCUUCGAAAAAGUCUUCCCGCAGCCGGUGCGAGAAAUAACGAAGGGAGCCACUCCAUCACUUUUCCCCGGAAUGCUCCACUGCCUUUCUCGAUUUUAUUUUAUGACCGCUGGAUCGACAUUUUGA